UGGGGCGGGAGGGAGAGAACGAGCUAUGGCGACUCGAGACUUUCGUCCACAGCGGGAGAAUGGACGAAGUCAGACAGUCCUGUUAAUCAUCCCCGUGUUACUCUUGUUCCUUCCAGGCAUGACGGGUGCAUCAUGCUGUUAUCUUGCGAAGAAUAACUUAAUGUGUCAUGAUGUUUGUGAACUGAUUUUGGCAUCUAAAAGCGAUUCUCAUUUGAAACACCUGUUGCAACGUGCUCCUGAAUAUUGUCCAGAAUCAAUGAGAGAGGUUUGGGGCUGUAUAAAUUCCUCUUUGCCAGGUGUUUUGAAAAAAUCUGAUGGCUGGGUUGGCUUAGGGUGCUGUGAAUUAGCCAUUGCUGUAGAAUGUCGACAAGCAUGUAAACAGGCAUCUUCAAAAAACGAUAUUUUGAAAAUUUGCAGGAAAGAAUAUGAGAACACUCUUUUUAGUUGUAUUAACAAAAAUGAAAUGGGAUCAGUUUGUUGUAAUUAUGCUGGCCAUCAAACAAAUUGCUGGGAAUACUGUCAAGCAAUCUUUCGAACAGAUACUUCUCCGGGACCUUCCCAGAUAAGGACACUUGAAAAUUACUGUGUUUCAGUGAGCCCAAUGUUACUGAAUUGUGUGAAUAACUAUACACAGUCAUAUCCAAUGAGAAAUUCAACAGAUAGUUUAUACUGUUGUGAUAGAGCCGAAGAUUAUGUUUGCCAAACAGCUUGUAAAAAGAUACUGAUGUCAAUGAAAACAGAACAUGAAAUUGUGGAUGGGCUUAUUGAAAGCUGUAAAACAAUGCCUCUUCCACAGGAUCCACUUUGGCAAUGUUUCUUGGAGAGCUCAAGAUCUGUUCAUCCUGGAGUGACACUCCAUCCACCACCCUCAACGGUUCUGGAUAGUGCUAAGUUGCACUGUUGUUCCAAAGCAAAUACUUCUUUGUGCAGAGAUGUAUGCACUAAACUUUAUACAAGCAGCUGGGGCAAUACACAAAGCUGGCAAGAAUUUGAUCGUUUUUGUGAAUAUAAUCCUGUUGAAGUUUCCAUGUUGACUUGCCUAGCAGAUGUACGUGAACCUUGUCAGCUGGGCUGUAGAAAUCUUACUUUCUGCACUAAUUUUAAUAACAGGCCUACUGAACUCUUCAGGAGCUGCAAUGCCCAGUCAGAUCAAGGAGCUAUGAAUGAUAUGAAACUUUGGGAAAAAGGAAGCAUUAAGAUGCCUUUUAUAAAUAUCCCUGUACUUGAUAUUAAAAAAUGCCAACCAGAAAUGUGGAAGGCAGUUGCUUGUUCACUGCAAAUUAAACCUUGUCAUAGUAAAUCUAGAGGAAGUAUUAUUUGCAAGUCAGAUUGUGUAGAAAUUCUCAAAAAAUGUGGAGACUUAAGCAAAUUUCCUGAGGGACAUAUGGCUGAAAGCAUCUGUGAACUUUUAUCUCCAGCUGAUGAUUUGGAGACUUGCAUACCUUUAGAUACCUACCUUCAUCCAAGUACAGUGGAUAAUAUUGUAGAAGAUGUUACACAUCCCUGUAACCCAAAUCCCUGUGCUGCAAAUCAAUUGUGUGAAGUAAACAGAAAGGGAUGCCAGCCUCUUGAACCUUGUCUUCCCUAUUUUUGUAUUCAGGGCUGCAAAUUGGGUGAAGCCUCUGAUUUUAUUGUCCGUCAAGGUACACUCAUCCAAGUACCAUCUUCUGUCGGAGAUGUUGGUUGCUAUAAAAUUUGCACAUGUGGGCAGAAUGGUCUGUUAGAAAACUGCAUGGAAAUGCAUUGCAUUGAUCUCCAAAAGUCAUGCAUUGUUGGAGGGCAAAGAAAAAACCAUGGAACAUCUUUUAAUAUAGACUGCAAUGUCUGUUCAUGCUUUUCUGGAAAUUUGAUAUGCUCCACUCGUCAGUGUCUCAAUGAAUUAAGUUCAGAUGAUGAACGUCACCUAUUUACAGGUCUGCCAUGUAACUGCGCUGAUCAGUUUGUCCCAGUAUGUGGGCAGAAUGGACGUACUUAUCCAAGUGCAUGUAUAGCACGUUGUGUUGGGCUACAUGACAAUCAAUUUGAAUUUGGGUCAUGCAUUUCUAAGGAUCCUUGCAACUCUAAUCCCUGCCCCAAAAAUCAGAGAUGUUUACCAAAGCCACAGGUUUGUUUAACAAGUUUUGAGAACUUUGGAUGUAACCAGUAUGAAUGUGUGCCAAGACAAUUCAGUUGUGGCGACCAGUUGCGAGAUCCUGUUUGUGACACAGACAAUAUAGAAUAUAAUAAUCUCUGUGCUCUGCAUCAAAAAGGAAAAAUUAUAUCAUACAAAGGUCCAUGUCAGUCCUUUUGCAAAUCAGUAGAUUUGGUAUGUGGCCAUAAUGGGGAAACGUAUAGCAACAUCUGUGCUGCUUUUUCUGAUCGUGUGGCUGUUGAUUACAAUGGACUUUGUCAAGCUGUAGGAGUCCUUUCUGACUACAGUUAUCAAGGAGAAUGUGUAUCUGUUACAUGUCCCCGUCUUUCUGCAACAGGAUACAAGCCAGUUAUCCCACCAGGAGCUUGUUGUCCUUUGUAUGCAGGAAUAUUGAGGGUCUUAUAUGACAAGGAAAAAUUGGAUACUUUUUCCAGGAUAACCAACCAAAAGCCAAUCACAGUCCUUGAAAUACUUCAAAAGAUCCGCCUUCAUGUUUCUGUACCACAGUGUGAUGUAUUUGGAUACUUCAGCAUAGAAUCUGAACUUAUAAUUCUUAUCAUUCCCGUUGAUCAGAAUCCUAAGCCUCUUCAGAUUGAAGCAUGCAAUAAAGAAGCAGAAAAGAUAGAAUCACUGAUCAACUCUGACAGUCCUGCUUUAGCAUCCCAUGUACCUCUCUCAGCGCUUAUUGCAGCCCAGGUGGAAGUUUCAUUCAAGAUGUCUUCUUCCCAUAGUCAAGUUAUAUCAGCAGACUAUUUGGUCUUUUGGAAUCUUGUGCUAAUUUUUUUAGCUGUCAAGUGUAAUACAUAGUAAAAAAAAUAUUCAAGUAGACUUUAAUAUUUAUUUUGCGAAAGACAUUCAAAUCUAGUGAAGUAACAAUUUCAUAGUUUGUGGACCGACUUGUAGGUCCACAAGGAUUGCUUUACAGAAUUCCAGCGGUGACAUUUUAAUUACAAAAUUGGAUUAUUAUUUGGCAUUAACUUAAUUUUUAAUAUACUGUAAAAUAGCAAGUAAACAGUGUUGUACAAUAAAACCAAGUCCUGAAUUUUUCAAAAUUUUUCAGUGAAGAAAAUAGCAUAAAAGACCACUGUGGUGCUUCUGUAUACACACUCAUUUCUUUUGGCCUUGUUCAGUCAGCCUUGUUUGGAAAUAUCUAUUGUAAGGUUUUGAAUGUCCUGGCAAGGGAAGUUAAACUAGCUUCAGGCCUCUGUAAAUGGAAAAUAAUUUUUAGUCAGAUAGCUUGCUGUUAUUGUGGGUCUUGUAAUUUCAUAUGUGUGUGUUCCAUUAUUUUUUAAAAUUAUAGUUUUAAUGUUUUAACCAUGUUUGAUUAUUAGAUGCCUUAAUGCAUAUAAUUUUACUGGCAAAGCAAGAUAUAAAUUAAAUCAAUAAAUUAUUUAAUGCUGUUGGAUAUUUUAAACUCACAGUAUUAAACAGGACAUAUUAAAUGAGUGUAUAUUUACAUUCAUUAACAGAUAUAAAUCUAGCAUAUAUUUUUCAGUUUUCUUCUGUCACAAGACGUAAACCACCUCAGCACCCAAAUAUCAGUAUAAGACAGGUAAUUUUUUGAGAAGCAUUACUUUUUUAUUAAGCACAUGCUCAGUUACAUUUUUACCAUCCCCCCUCCCGCCUUAUAUAAUAAUUCUAAACCUAGCUUAUCCAAAGAAAAUUACUAAGCAGAAUUAGAACUGCGACGGAAAAAUUAAAAACAUAGAUGCCAAAUAACAUAUGCUUUCCUCAUAUUUUGAAAGUAUAUGUUUUUCUUUUUGCUAUGCAAGGAUACCAUAGUGUAUAUGUCUAUGCCAAUUUCUAUUUUUUACCCAUGCAUAGGUCAAAUGAUCUAUAUAUAAAAAAGAUUAGUCCAGGCCAUAGUUUUGUGUGUGUGAACCAUCCACUUUGCAUAAACCAACAGCUUAUUGUAGAAGCAAGGUUGGAUUAAAAUAAUCGUUUUCAUUUUCUUUGAAGAUGAAACAGGUGUUUGCAUACGUAUGUAUUUUGUGUACAAUUUUCACAGUUGAAACAUAUUUUAUAAGGUUUAAAAAUUAUUUUUAUAUUGCUUUGGAGAAGGGGUGCAAAAGGUACAGCUGGAUGUCACAUGCACCCCUCAGUGCAAUGGAAAUAACACUGCCCUGGUUUAGAGGUAUAUUAUUCAGAAUAUCCAUUUUAAAAAUUAAUUUUUGAUGAAUAUUGCUGCUGCUUCUACUAAAUAAAUGUACCAAAAAUGAAUACAUUUUCAUGUAGAAUCCUAGAAUCAUAUUUCUGGAAGUAAAUACAUAAUGAAGAAUAUAGCCAUGAGCCUUGUUCGGCAAAGAAUGUGAAGUAAAAUUAUUCGUGCACAGAAGGAUUUGCCGAAUACUGUUGUCCCACUAUCAGUCAUGUUUUAAACUAGUUUUCUUUGUGUUUAAAAUAUAUAAAAGCUGCAGGUUGAAUAACAAAUAUUGUUUACACCGAGUUUCUUUGAAAAUGACAGAGAUUAAAAUAUUUCUGAAUGUCACUCAAAAUAAUGCAAUAUUUGUAUAUUAUAUUAGAUACUUAGGUAAAGAUUUUAUACUAUUACACUUCUAUUUUAUGCAAAGUGUGUAUUUCAAAUCAGAGGACAAAAUCCAAGAGGAAAGUUUUUGUACAAAUCAUAAACAGAAGCUCUUCAGGUGCUAAAUAGAGAUUUACUACAUUAUAAUCUACUGGAUUAUACUCUUACACUUUUUGUGCACCUGAUCUUUUCUAAUAUUUUGUUAUCAGUAUUAUUAGAAGUCAUUUGAAGUAUGUAUGGAUAGCACCAUUUGUGCCAAAUUGUUAAAUAUUAAAAAAAAAAAGAAAACUAUUUUAGCAUUUCUGUUAGCAAUAAUUUGUGGCUAUUAUCUUUUGAGUCUUAUAAAUAAAUCCAUGCAAUGUAAUAUCAAAGCUUUUAUUUUAAUAAAAUAUUUUUAUAUCUUAUGCCUCAUUUACAAAUUUAUAAUUUCAUAAAAGUAGUACACAUUUAUAUUGAUGGUUUUGUUUUAUACUGAAUAAUAAUCAUAUGCAUCUUUCCCAACAUUGCCACACAUUCUCAGAGUGCACAGAG
Messenger RNA from Ahaetulla prasina, 5186 nucleotides. RefSeq names its product reversion inducing cysteine rich protein with kazal motifs (gene RECK). The transcript is spliced from 21 exons. NCBI's taxonomy places the organism in Eukaryota, Metazoa, Chordata, Lepidosauria, Squamata, Colubridae. Gene Ontology annotation, cellular component: plasma membrane. Bases 26 to 2938 code for a protein of 970 amino acids. Gene Ontology annotation, biological process: extracellular matrix organization; blood vessel maturation; sprouting angiogenesis. The record is from RefSeq and is a predicted model, not a curated record. Gene Ontology annotation, molecular function: protein binding; metalloendopeptidase inhibitor activity.